Molecule: messenger RNA, 3777 nt
Organism: Neoarthrinium moseri
Lineage: Eukaryota; Fungi; Ascomycota; Sordariomycetes; Amphisphaeriales; Apiosporaceae
Exons: 5
Coding region: 1-3777 (1258 amino acids)
Biological process (GO): protein autophosphorylation; phosphorelay signal transduction system
Molecular function (GO): protein binding; histidine phosphotransfer kinase activity; phosphorelay sensor kinase activity
Source: RefSeq, a predicted model, not a curated record
AUGGCAAAGAUUGUGUCCGAGGCGGCGCGCGAAAGAGAAGCCCUCAAAUAUGCCACGGUUUUCUGCCAUCUCGCAGACGCUGCGGCCUCCCCGAAACAAGCCUCUGCUCUAGCAUCUACGUCAUCUGGCGACUGCGGUCUUACUGCCUUUGCGCAACUCGGUGUGCUUAGGCUAGGGGCCGCACGUUGCCUCAUUUCCAUCUUCGACCAAAGAAACCAAUACGUAGUUGCAGAGGCUACGCCCUCCUCUGCCCUUACUCCCAAUGCUAGCCAGCCGGACGAGCUCUGGCUCGGCUGCACUGCUAUUCCUCGAUCAUCCAGCGUUUGCGGCCACCUCCUGACCACAGACGUGGAACAGUCGACCGAACGACCGAACGCCUUGUCUACUGCCUUGCCCGUGUCUGUCAUUCCCGACUUGACCAAGGAUCCGCGCUUCCAGGGCGAGGCCCAUGUCUUGGGUUCACCGCGCAACCGAUUUUAUGCCGGCGUGCCCUUGCGGACGUCCAGAGGAAUACACAUUGGCGCAUAUGGUAUUUUCGAUGAUAAGCCACGAGACGGACUGGAUCCGCUCCAAAUCGAGUUCAUGCGGUUGAUGUCACAGGCUGUGAUGAGCCACCUAGAGCUGCGAAGGUCCGCCGAGAGCUCUGGGAGGAGCGAAAGAAUGGUCCGAGGAAUUGGUAGCUUCGUCGAGGGCAGAUCGACCAUGUCGAAUCUUUGGCGAGGUACAAAUCCAGCUGCCUUUGAACAAAAUAGUGUUGAAGGGAAGUUGAACUCGAACCAACAACUCAUCCAGCAGGCGAAUGCCGAUCGAGACCUGUCUUUAAACAAGACCGCCGAGGGGGUUUCACGUGCCAUGGCCAAUAAUGCCACUAUACCACCUUUUCAAAAGCCAGCCUCGGCGUCAGAGCGAGAGAGUAAAGGGGACAAUCCUUCGCCGUCUCCUCCGCUACGUGAUGCUAGAGAAGGCGGUUCUAGUGGCCAGGACACUCGUUCUGCGACGGAUGAAACUACUGCAUUGACCAAGUUUACUCUUCACUCAGGUGGAUCAGUCACGAGUAUUGCUGCCAAGUCCUUCGCUGACGAACUACACACUGUGGAGUUCAGGGAGACAUUUGGAAGGGCAUCUAAUAUCAUCCGAGAGUCCAUCGAGGUGGAAGGCGUUGCCUUCUUAGAUGCGAUGGUUGAUACUUUUGGUGGUCUAGUACCGAAAGAUGGUGGCAGCGAAACCACCAGCUCAGACUCGCAACCUGAUGGGUCUGGCAGCGAAGGCGAUCAAGGCAAGAAGGAGGAGCCAGAACAGAAAUUUUGCAAGAUCAUCGGGUUUUCAACAUCCGAUGCAUCGAGUGUUGAUGGCAAAGUCAACGACAAUUAUCAACUCAACAUUUCGCAAAACUUCCUAAGAACUCUUAUCCGACGAUAUCCAACUGGCAAGACAUUCACCUUUGACAACGAAGGUGAUAUUGUCUCUGGUGACUCGGAAGAAGAUCCGACUCAUGUAUCAGACCCCGAUGCAACCUCGUCACAGGUGUCACUUCAGGAGCGCAAACGCAAAGUUACACAGUCCCGACAGUCGGAGAGUGCUGUCCUCACGUCUGUACUCAAGGGGGCCCGUAGUAUAGCGAUGGUUCCCCUUUGGGAUCCUGUGCGAGAAAAGUGGCACGCGACCGCGUUCGUGUGGACAAAGAGCCCAGACCGGAUUUUCUCAGUUGAGAAGGAAAUCAGUUAUCUGCGCGCCUUUGGUGCGACUAUCAUGGCCGAAAUAAGUCGCUUGGAGGCUGCAAACUCCGAAAAAAUGAAGUCCGAUCUACUUGGCUCUCUCAGUCAUGAAUUGAGGUCGCCCCUACACGGCGUCUUGGCAGGUAUCGAUCUGAUGCAGGAAACCGAAGUCGAUGCUUUCCAAGGUGAUACCUUACACUCCAUGGAAUCCUGCGGCCGCACCUUACUAGAUGUUAUCGAACACCUCUUAGAUUUCAGUAAGCUAAACAGGUUCGUCCAGUCAGCCAAGGCCCAGAAGAAGAACAGGAAGCAUGGCAACAGACAACUGAAGGAUCAACAACAGUCCUUUGAGUCCAAAAUGACCCCCCUGGCGAUAGACGUCGACCUCAGUGUUUUGAUUGAAGAGACAGUUGAGAGCGUCCAUGCUGGGUUUAACUAUGGCCAUUCGCGAAGAGACCAGUCCAGUCAAGCACAUUCUCAAGAAUCGUUGUACAACCAGGGUUCCUUCACAUACCAGGCGGAUCAGGGCGCGGUACGAGCUUCGAACGGCGCCGUGUCUAUUUAUCUCGAUAUCGACGCCAAUGUGAAGUGGACGCGCCACAUUCAGCCUGGCGGCCUUCGGCGAAUUAUCAUGAACAUUCUCGGCAACUCAAUGAAAUACACGGACACCGGUUACAUCAUUGUUAAGAUGAGACAGAUAAAAGUGCCGCUCAAACGCAAUCGCUACCAGACGAACCUGAAACUUACGGUGACUGAUUCGGGUAAGGGUAUAGGACCGGAUUUCCUUCGCGAUAAGCUCUUUACCCCUUUCAGUCAAGAGGACAGUCUGCAACCAGGAACAGGCUUGGGUCUAAGCCUCAUACAACAGAUCAUCACACUGCUGAAAGGUUCUAUUGCAGUUGAAAGCCAAUUAGGUCGUGGAACAAGUAUCGAAGUCACGGUGCCGCUCCCACCCGCACCGGCGGAGACUGCUGCCGAACACUCUGGUAGUCUGGGAUCCAGUGUUGCCUGCUUGAAGGGGUUGCGGGUAAGCCUUCGCGGAUUCAAGGAGAGCCCAGACACCUCCGGUCUUCCUCAUUGUCCUGCGCCUAUUGAACGACAACUUUUGGCGACCUCGUGCCAAACCUGGCUUCAAUUAGAAAUUGUUCCAGAAGACUCCGAAGAAACUCGACCAGAUUGCAUCAUCUGCAGCGACCUCUCCCUAGAUGAAAUCGUACAGAAGUCUCCUCGCCUGUUACCCCCUAUCGUGGUUGUAUGCCAAAAUGGGACCGUUGCACGUGGUCUAUCACAAAAAUAUAGACUUGAGUCAAGCACUGACUCUGUUGAGUUUAUCGCACAACCAAUCGGUCCUCACAAACUCUCGAAAGCAUUACUUCUAGCAAUGGAACGAUGGAAGAAGUUUACGACCUCUUUCACGGUGCCUGCAAAUGCCAUUGCCACCCCUAGUUCAGAGCCAUCCGCGGUCGAUCCAGCUUCGUCUACAAACCGAGGACCGCACAGCAGCAGUCCAUCUCAACCAAUACUGACCUUACCACUCAAUCCUUUGGUCGAUACUGUAGCUGACCAGCCAACAAAAGACCAUAAUGAAUCUGGAAGUGUGCACCCGGCAAUAGCAGCAACGCAAACCCAUGCAACAAAUUCAGACCCUGAGACAGACUCUAAUGGUAGCCAGGCAUUGACUGACUUUCUUCUCGUUGAUGACAACAAAAUCAACUUGCAGAUUCUCUCGGCCUUUAUGAAGAAGAUGAAACGGCCAUAUGAUAUCGCGCAUGAUGGACUGGAAGCACUGCAAACUUACUCCUCCACGCCAGGCCAUUUUCGUUGUGUCUUGAUGGAUAUUUCCAUGCCGGUCAUGGACGGCCUGGAAGCAACAAGACGGAUCCGGGAAUUCGAGCAAGCGCGGCAGCUGCCUCGCUCGCUGAUCGUUGCUUUGACAGGAAUGGCCUCUACCAAAGUACAGCAAGAAGCUUUUGGUAGCGGUGUAGACUUUUUCCUGCCAAAGCCAGUGCGCCUGAAUCAACUAACCGAGCUUCUACGCGACAAGGGGUUAGACUUGGCAUAG